Schizophyllum commune H4-8 is the source of this 2781-nucleotide messenger RNA. RefSeq names its product SDA1-domain-containing protein. Bases 1 to 2781 code for a protein of 926 amino acids. Lineage: Eukaryota; Fungi; Basidiomycota; Agaricomycetes; Agaricales; Schizophyllaceae. The transcript is spliced from 11 exons. Gene Ontology annotation, biological process: ribosomal large subunit export from nucleus; ribosomal large subunit biogenesis. Gene Ontology annotation, cellular component: nucleolus. The record is from RefSeq and is a predicted model, not a curated record.
AUGGCGCGCAUGCGCGAGCAGAACGAGAAGAUCAAGCAGCGUCGCGCGGACGUACAGGCCGACGAGGCCGCGUUCAAGAAGACGCAGGAGGCAGAGCAGCAGCAGCGCGCACGCAUCAAGAAGGUCCAGGAGAAUGUUGAUCGUUCACGGGAAGCGAACGCGGCGCGCAAGAUGGCCAAGGUGCAAAACCGCGAGUGGGAUGCGGACAAGCGCGGGGGACCCAAGGCUCGAGGAGGUGGACCUCAGAAGGAUGCGCCUGGCAGCCCAGCGGCCGAGGGUGCUUCCGCGACUCCAGCAGAGGACACUCCGGGUUCCCCGGAAAAUGCUCCAAGUGAGGCGUCGGGUGCGGACUCGGACAGGUGGGCUCGCGGGCGCGGCGCGCCCGGGGGCCGUGCUCGUGGAGGUCGUGGUUCCUCUACCCUGAAGGCCACCAAAGUUGGAGGAUCCGUUCACGCUAUGGUAUUGGACAGCUCUACCAAGUCUCGUAAAAUUCUAAGGCAAAACAGUCGAGAAAAUGCCCAGAUUCUGAAAGUGUUGCAAACCCCGUUAAGGGUUGUCAUCAUGCUACAGAACCUCAUUAAGCGCGACCCCGCAGCGUACAAGGAGGAAUUCCUUCAGCAGUGGAACCACUACAACUCCGUACGCCAGAUCUUCGACAUCAACCCUGAUGAGCACGCCCAGCACUUGCGCGAGCUCGUCAGCUUCAUCGCGCAAGUAGCGACCUGUUACCCAAAGGAGACGGCAGAGUUCCCCCAGCAGAUUGCGAUGCUGCUACUUGAGAGCUAUGGCUCUUUGGCGCCCGAGAUCAGGAAGACGCUUGUGCAGAACCUAGUUAUGCUCAGGAAUAAGGGUGUCAUCACGUCGAUCGAGCUGCUGAAGACUCUCUUCCCCCUUCUCCCCCGCACGACCUCGUCGACGCUACGCGCGUUCAUCCGCAAGACGAUCCUGGCGGACAUCCGAUCGGCGAACCUGCGCUCGAAGAACCACAAGCUCAAUCGCGCGGUCCAAGCUAUGCUCUUCGGCAUGGUCGAGCGCGGCAUGGACGGCGAGGUGCUGGGCGAUCGGGGAAAGCUGCGCGCCGCCGCGGGACCCACCGCUGAACGCUCUGCGCACAACGGGGACGAGGCCAUGUGGGCUGUCGUGCUGACGAAGGAGCUCUGGAAGAAAGGCAUCUGGAACGACACCAAGACCGUCUCCAUCGUCGCCCUUGGCUGCUUCCACCCCGUCAUGAAGGUCCAGAGCGCCUCUGUGCACUUCUUCCUCGGCAGCGACGACGAAGACGAGGACUCCGACGACGAGGACGCCAUCCCCGACAUCAAGUCCCUCCAGCACCAGCGCGAGAUUAAAAAGAAGACGCGCAGCAUCGACCGCAAGCUCGAAAAGCAGGCCAAAAAGGCGAAGAAAAAGCGGCAGCAGAAGAGUAACGCCACGUCGACGAACUUCCCUGCGCUGCAGCUGCUCAAUGACCCGCAGAGCUUCGCGGAGAAGCUGUACGACAACUUGAACCGCUACGACAAACGCUUCUCGCUCGAGCACAAGCUGUUGCUUAUGCAGUUGCUAUCGAGGGUCGCGGGAUACCACAAGCUCUGCGUGCUGGGCUUCUACACGUACAUUGUGCGCUACCUCACCCACAAACAACUUCGCGUGCCCGCCAUCCUCGUAGCGCUCGCACAGAGCGUGCACUCGUUGACGCCACCCGACGCACUGUUGCCGGUCGUACGCAAAAUUGCGGACGAGUUCGUGCACCCGGGUGUCGCGAGCGAGGUCAUCGCGGCGGGCUUGAACUCCAUCAGGGAGGUGUGCAGGCGGCAGCCGUGGGCCAUGGAGGAGGAUCUGUUGGGCGACUUGGUGGAGUAUAGGAAGAGCAGAGAUAAGGCAGUUACUGCAGCAGCCAGAGGUGUGCUGCAGCUGUAUCGGGAGGUGAAUCCGAGUAUGCUGCAGAGGCGAGAGAGGGGCAAAACUGCUGCCAUGGGGCUUGCAGAAGGCUCGCAACCCUUGCCCUUCGGUCACACUGCUGACGCGGCGGUCGACAUUGAGGGUCUUGCUCUUCUUGAAGACCAUCUACAAAAACUCCGGGAUGAAGAGAACGGCGACGUCAACACAGAGGACGCCGACGCGAAAGCCUGGGAGCAGUGGGAGGUCGCGUCGGACUCUGACUCGGAUUCGGACUCAGAUUCGUCUGGCUGGAUCAAUGUGGACAGCGACAAUGCUGAGGACAUCGUCGUCAGCGACAGUGAGGAUGAAGCAGAGGAGGCGGCUGCCAAGACCGCCGCUGCAGCCGAGUUGGAGGCAGCCGAGAACAGGAUAUCAACGCUGGCAACAACGAAGAUCCUCACCCCUGCCGACUUCGCCCUCCUCGCCGACCUCCGCGUCCAAGCCGCCACAAAAGCUGUCGAGGCCGGCGGCGGAACCAAGGCCAAACGCAAGCUCGCCGCCCUUGAAGCCGCGAAAAAGGCCGCCACCGAGGUCUCCACCGCCGAGGACACCUUCGUCUCCGAGAACGACAUUCUCGGGCCGCGCAAGCGCGCGAAGCAGGACUACGCGGAGCGCAUGGAGAGCAUCCAGCGCGGGCGCGAGGGCCGCGAGAAGUACGGGUCGCUCAAGGGGAAGAAGAACAAGGAGGCGCCGAGCAGCUCGACGAACCGGGAGAAGGCGCGCAAUAAGCCGAUCAUGAUGAUCAUGAGCAGUGGCGCGGUGAGGGGGAAGAAGAAGGCGAGCUUGAGGCAGAAGCAGCAGAAGUUGAGGGCGCAUAUCGAGAGGGGGAAGAAGGCGUAUCAUUGA